CGCCCACUGCAAUCGACUAUAUUCGAGGAAGACAGAGACUGUGAUCACGACAGCUGUACAAACGCUCUGUGCAACUGAAACUUGUUUUUUUUCCGAACGACAGAAAAAGACUUGUACGAUUUGGAAAAUGAAGUUGUUGAAACACGUAAUGAAAAAUCCUCACAAGGUGUUGCCUCAACUGGGCGCAGCGGCUAUCGGAUCUUGGGGAUUCUUCUGCACUGGAACGGUUCGCGGAUGGAGUUCACCGGGAAUUCCUUCGCUCAACGCCACCAAGAACUUUGAGAUCGAUGCGACUGAAAUGGCUUGGAUUGCCGCUAUGCCGCCCUUGUGUGCCCUUGCCGGAGCUUUACUCAUUGGCUACCCCAUGCAACGAUAUGGCAGAAGAACGGCACUCAUAGGAUUGAGUGUUCCAUUCUUUUUGGGCUUUAUUCUGAUGGGUUUCACGUAUCUUGUGCAACACAAAGCCAUUCUCUUUAUCGGUCGUCUCAUGUCCGGCUUGAUGAACGGAGCAGCGACGCCAGCAUCACAGAUUUACAUUAGCGAGUGUUCUUCUCCUCGUAUUCGUGGCACUCUCAGUUCUUUUACGGCCAGCGCUUUGGCGAUGGGCAUCCUGGUGGCCUACAUCAUUGGCGCCUUUGUCGACUGGUGGAUCCUGGCUUUCAUUCUGAGCAUGUUCCCCAUGAUUUUAUUCACUGGUAUGAUUUUCAUGCCAGAGACUCCCGUCUGGCUCAUUUCCCACAACCGAGAAGAUGACGCCAAAAAGGCACUGCAGCGCCUGCGCGGAAAGCGGACAGACAUUGAAGCUGAAUUUCAACGGAUGAAAGAAAAUCAAGCGAAAAACAGCCAGCAGCAACAGAUCCAGCCGAGGGAAUUAUUGAAAGGAUCUGUUUUGAAACCACUUGGAAUUUCUAUGGGUAUCAUGUUCUUCCAGCAGUUCACCGGCAUCAACGCCAUGAUUUUCUACACUGUCAGCAUCUUCAAAUCGGCCGGAACGACACUCGAUGGCCGCUACGCCACCAUCAUCAUCGGUUUCGUUCAGCUUUUCGCAACAGCAGCAUCUGGAUUCUUGGUGGACCGUUUUGGACGUCGUUUCCUUCUACUUUCAUCCGCCACGAUUGUGUCGUGUUCAUUAGCAGCCAUGGGAGCUUUCUUCUACAUGCAAGCGCAAUGGGGACCCGCUCUGGCCACUGAGAAACUCGGAUGGUUGCCGUUGCUGUCUCUCGUCGUCUUUUUCAUCGCUUAUUCCGGCGGAUAUUCCAACGUUCCUUUCAUUCUGAUGGGCGAAAUGUUUCCGUCCCGUUAUCGCUCCAUCCUCGGUCCGCUCAGCUCUUCGUUCAACUUGUGCUGCACCUUCACCGUCGUUCGCAGUUUCCCCGUCAUGCAAAUCUCGAUGGAGAAAUACGGCGCCUUUUGGUUCUUCAUGUGCUGCACCUUGCUGGGCAUCGUCUUUGUCUACUUUCUCCUUCCGGAAACCAAAGGCAAAACCCUCGAAGACAUUGAGAAACUCUUCUCCAAGAAAUACAACGCCGAUGGUACGUUGAAGACACCGGAAGUGCAGCCGGACAAUUACUCGGAUGGGAAAACGGCUUCCAUCGGUUCGACUGGUAUUCAAAUGAAACCAAGUCGUUCAUCUCUCCGCCAGCAGAAAGACGGUCAGAACGGGGGUGCCGCUUUGGAAAAUGGUAACGGAAUCACGACAUUGGCUAUAAAUCCGAUCGUCGAUUCAGAGGACGAAGAUGAGGAAGAUGAAUCUCUUGUCGCCGCACCAGGUGGACACUAAUCGACAGGUGGCAUAAUUUGGAUCGUAUAUCGACACUGCAAUCGAUUAACAACGACAAAAUCGCUGAAAUCACCCGAAAGGGGAUAACGUGUUCAAAUGUUAUUAAAUUAGCCCGUACUGGCUCAAGACGAAGUUACAAUUUGCCCUCUACUCGUUCCUACAGCUACAUUUUAUUUUAUUGUACAAAACUUGAUCGCAACGAUGUGUUGGCUUUUGAAUUUGAUUUUUGUUGUGUAAGAGUACAAAUGUUUUUUUUUUAACCAAAAUUGAUAGCGUAAAAUUAUUGAAUGGGUUCAUUAUCUAUCAGUCAGUACACGUCUGAUUCCCUGAUACCAGUAUUAACUGUUGCCUAAUUAGGCUCUUUUUUCCUCUCGUCAAACUGUACUCCAACAGAUGUCGAUGGCACAUUCAACCUUGUUGAUGGCAGUCCAAUAUCAUUCUGCUUUGUAGCUUCAAAUACACGAAUUACCCUUCAA
Daphnia pulicaria is the source of this 2256-nucleotide messenger RNA. RefSeq names its product facilitated trehalose transporter Tret1-2 homolog. The record is from RefSeq and is a predicted model, not a curated record. Gene Ontology annotation, molecular function: sugar transmembrane transporter activity. The transcript is spliced from 7 exons. Gene Ontology annotation, biological process: carbohydrate transport; transmembrane transport. The coding region runs from base 128 to 1780 and encodes 550 amino acids. Gene Ontology annotation, cellular component: membrane. NCBI's taxonomy places the organism in Eukaryota, Metazoa, Arthropoda, Branchiopoda, Diplostraca, Daphniidae.